Molecule: messenger RNA, 447 nt
Organism: Rotaria sordida
Lineage: Eukaryota; Metazoa; Rotifera; Eurotatoria; Philodinida; Philodinidae
Source: the annotation of a GenBank genome assembly
AUGCAAGAUUUAUUGGCUCGUUCUGACAGUAUUUAUGUUAACAUUGUGGCAAUUUUUGAAGAUUUGUCGAAUGAAUUACUAUUUGAUAUAUUCGAAUAUUUUGAUGCCUAUCAACUUUAUUUAACUUUUGGACAAUUGAAUGGUCGUUUCAAUUUGUUACUUGCUAAUGCUCGCGUCCAUUUUGAUCUUGAUCCUAUUCCAUUAAAUGAAUUUCCAUCAUUUACUCUUUCACUUAAUCUUAAUCAUAUUCUGUCUUUUACUUCACGAAAUUUAGAAAAGAUACGUUCGUGGCUUUUUGACAACAAUGAAGUCUUGCAGCAAUUUUCUAAAAUUCGUGCACUUACUCUAUUCGACGUUACUUAUGGAAUUAUUAAUCGGUUACAUGAACGUCUUCCUAGCUUGAAGAGUACACUUAUUUACGCCAAUAUUGCUAUUGCCGGUAUGUGA